UCAUGGAACUUAUAUAUUCGUUGUGAUGAUGUGGAACAGGAUUCCUUAAUUGCCUUGAGUAAGCUUCGAGAAGAGGUUGACUCGGAAAAAAUUAGAGCUAUCUCGGGUUUAGACCAUGAGAAGGAUCUCGAAGUAUGCAUUAGAGCUAAAAACAAUGCUUGGCUUAUUGCUCGGCUUACAAGAGGAAAGGAACUCUACAUGGUUCUUGAGAAAGCCAAUGAAACACUUCUCUAUGCCUCUGAUGCUGUUGAGAAGUUUAGUGACAGGUAUUGCAAUGGAGCUUUUUCUUUGGAAUAGGAAAAAUAGGGAAGUUACUGUUUCAAUGAGCUUAGAAAUCUAUGUAUAUUCUGGCUUGUGGAGAUUUUGUUUGGAAACCCGUUUACUGUAGAUG
Olea europaea var. sylvestris is the source of this 391-nucleotide messenger RNA. RefSeq names its product vacuolar fusion protein CCZ1 homolog. The annotation marks the transcript as partial. NCBI's taxonomy places the organism in Eukaryota, Viridiplantae, Streptophyta, Magnoliopsida, Lamiales, Oleaceae. Gene Ontology annotation, biological process: vesicle-mediated transport. Gene Ontology annotation, cellular component: intracellular membrane-bounded organelle; Mon1-Ccz1 complex. The record is from RefSeq and is a predicted model, not a curated record. The transcript has 2 exons.